Molecule: messenger RNA, 800 nt
Organism: Symbiodinium sp. CCMP2592
Lineage: Eukaryota; Dinophyceae; Suessiales; Symbiodiniaceae
Source: the annotation of a GenBank genome assembly
AUGACUGAGUCGGCGCCGCUGCAGGGUGUCAGCCUGAUUGAGAAUGGGUGGUUCAUCGAGAAGAACGCACAGUGGCCCGGUCAAGCCAACGCACUGGAGGUGAAAGAGGUACUUCUGCACAAAAAGACCAAAUUCCAAGAUCUACUGGUGUUCGCAUCUGCGAAGCACGGCAACGUGAUCGUACUGGAUGGAGUUAUACAAAUCACAGAGCGUGAUGAAAUGUCAUAUCAGGAGAUGCUGGCGCACCUGCCCAUGUUCUCCGCGGAGAAGCCUACACACGUUCUCAUCAUUGGAGGUGGGGAUGGAGGCGUCCUUCGCGAAGUGGUGAAGCAUGACACUGUGGAGAAGGUGACUUGGUGCGAAAUUGACGGCGAUGUGGUGGAGGCAGCAAAGAAGUACAUGCCUAACGUGGCCAUUGCCGUCAGUAAUCCGAAAACCGAGCUGCUCGUCGGCGACGGUGUGGCCUUUGCUGAGUCUUCGAAGGAGAACAGCUUCGAUGUCAUCAUCGUGGAUUCGUCCGAUCCUGUUGGCCCUGCCGAGAAACUGUUUUCCAAGGAGUUCUACGUGAAUGUCCAUCGCAUCCUGAAGCCCGGUGGCGUGGUGUGCUCGCAGGGCGAAUGCUUGUGGCUAAACGAGGAUCUCAUUGACGCUAUGGUGACAGACUAUGGCGCAUGCUUCGCAAGCGCUGAGUAUGCAAGUAUCCAGGUGCCGACGUAUCCCUCGGGUCAGAUUGGUGCCUUCAUCGCGCGGAAAGCUGGCACAGCAGGCCCUGCGUCUUGCCGAAGCCCGAGACGAGAGCC